AUGAGGGUUAGGAACCGCGCGUUCUUUGGUAAUCUGUUUAGAAGCGCUCGUCUGUUUAGUGAAGCCUGGCGAUGCGCACCAACCGUUGUCUUCUCUCCACGGUUGGAUUACACGCUCGUCAGGUACGCAUGUUUAGCUUCACAGCCACUUUCGUUGCAAUUAACUGACGGUUGGAUUACACGCUCGUCAGUCUCUUAUUCAUGCACUAUCGGGGAAUACAUUUUAAGUUUUAAGUCAUAAAUUCCAGCUAGUCUUGUUCAAAGACAGAAUCUAACAAACGCUAGAUCCGCUGGACCACCAUAGCAUGUGUCAUAUAUCAUACACCAAUAUUGUAUACGGGCCAUUAUCUCGCUGGGAUUAAGACUGAUGCCCCCAUUUCUCACGCCGUACAUCAGUUUUCCCUCCUCUUCCUCAGCACCCGGCUCCUGAGGGUAAAUGGGGCAAGUUUGCCAUCAUCGCCUCCACCAGUGAGGUAUGCUACUCCAUAUUAUUUUGGAAUGUCCACCACUUUCGCUUUCGGCCGCCCAUAUUCGCCUAG
Messenger RNA from Microbotryum saponariae, 538 nucleotides. The record is from the annotation of a GenBank genome assembly. NCBI's taxonomy places the organism in Eukaryota, Fungi, Basidiomycota, Microbotryomycetes, Microbotryales, Microbotryaceae.